AAUUUUCUCAAAAAUCCAAAUGGAAACUUACUCACAGAAGAAAUGUUCCCUGACCAAGGGCUUGUUCACAAAGAGAGGCAGCUGAUUUGAAAUUUUGGUCUUUGUGGGGUACAUUGAUCAGUGGCAGUGGCUGAUGAAGUUGUUGUGAAGAGAGACUAAGGAGUAUUAUGAGAAGAGGGAGAAGGAGUUUAGGGAGUUGCAGAAGCUGACGCUUGGAAGAGGAUGGGAGAUUAUGCAGCAGAUUAGGAGGUAUUAUGAUAAGGAGGCGUACUUGCCGAGUGGGUUUGACCUGCCUUUGGCUUUUGAUGGAGGGUUUUAUGUUUUGCCGAUUUUAGAGAGUAUUAUGAAAGAUAAUUCAGACCUUCCGACUUUUAGAUCGUUGUAUUUGAGGUCUUUUGGGGAGAAGAUGGGUUAUUCAACGACUCAAAAUAAAGAAUUUGAUCGUGUGGUGAAUUUUAUUGAUCAUAUUUGUCAGAAUUAUGAAGAUAGCCUAUUGUCAGAAUUUCCAAAAAUUCCUUUUGAAACUAUAAAAAUAAAUAAAAAAUUCUUUGAUACAAGAUAUUUAAGAAAUGUUUUAUCAAAGCUGCUUGCUAUAAAAGAAUGUAAAAUUACAAUACAAUUUGACAACAUUCCUCCUAUGUUAGAAGUUUAUGGAAUAUUAAAAAGAAUUAAGGACCAUGAAAUAAUCACUCUUGAAAAUAUGAUAGCUGACGGAGAUACAACUAAAUCAGUUUACCCAAUUGUCUCCUCAUCCAGUAUUAAAAAGAUAUACCUCAAAGAAAACAUGGCUUACCUACCUCAAGGUAAAACCAGAUUCUCUCGUGACUGCCAAAGCUUAUACACAGUAACCAUCGCAUUCAUCAACAUGCUUGAAGAAUCUUCUAUCACUUCUUCUCUAGAAUCAAUCCAUUUAUCCCUACUCGACAACUCUGACCUCCACACCCACUACUCUCCAAAGCUAAAGAAGAUGUUGGAGCAAGUUCAGGAGACGAUCAGUGGGUAUGUUGAGGAGAGGGGGAUGAGUUUUGGGUUUAUUUUUGAACAUUUGGUGUAAGAUUGGUUUGACAA
Messenger RNA from Moneuplotes crassus, 1068 nucleotides. NCBI's taxonomy places the organism in Eukaryota, Ciliophora, Spirotrichea, Euplotida, Euplotidae. The record is from the annotation of a GenBank genome assembly.